AAUGUUAGUUUUCUGCCUGGAAUGUCCACAUUGCUGGGAACUACGGGAAGGAGAGGUGGGAGAGCGGAGAGGGAAUAGGAUUUGAUCUGAGACUUUACGGACAUACAGAUCAGGCACCAUCUGUGAUGCCAGUCAAAACAUCCUCGCAAACGCCAGCAGGACAGGGAUGUGGAGACUGGAGGGAAAUGAGAAGGGCAACACACACACACACACACGGGCUGGGUGAAGGAACAGAGAUUGUUCCUAGAGAGAGCACUGAGGGCCAGGGAACAGGGAGGAAAUGAUGUCUCCGUCAUGGACAUGGCUGAAAUUACUGCUCAUCCAGGAGAAAGCCUACUGGGAAAGAAAGGAGGAGGAGAGCAAGAGAGAGGUCUCUGCUUUAAAGGAAGAGCUGACUAAACUCAAGUCUUUUGCAUUGUUGGUCGUUGACGAGCAGCAGCGCCUGAUGAAUCAACUUUCACAGCAGAGCAAACGCGUCCAGAAACUGACAGAAAUCGCCGACCACGCCCAACAGGAGCAAAACUCCACCCAUUCCAGGGCAAAGGAGGAGGGGCUUAAAGCACUUCGUCUGGAGGCGGAGCUACACAAACAAGCUUCCUACUUCCACCUCAAACAGGAAGCCAUGAUGGCCAAACUGUCCAAUGAGGACACCCAGAACCGGCAGCUGUGUCAGCGGUUGGCUGCCCUCAGUCGAAAGCUGGAUGAGCUGGAGGGGACCAAGGGCGCCUUCCAGAGGGCCGAGGAGGAACUGAAGGAGCUGAGGGACAGGCUCGGCCAUGGGAGAGAAGGGAGCACAACAACCCCUGGCUUGCUCUCAGAGGUGGAACAGCUGAGGAUGAGGGUUGUGGAGAUGGAAGGAAAGGAUGAGGAGCUGAUCCGAAUGGGGGACCAAUGCCGGGACCUGGACCGAAAACUUGGGAGGGAGUCCAGCCAGAGCCGCAGCCUGAAGGCCGAGGUGGACAAGCUGAACGGCCGAAUCAGUGAGCUGGACAGACUGGAGGAGGCUCUGGGGAAAAGCAGGCAGGAGUGCAGYUCUCUGAAGGGCAGCCUGGAGAAGGAGAGGGCCAGCACCAAGCAGCUGUCUGGAGAGCUGGAUACCCUCARGGUGCGGGUAAGGGAACUGGAAGCCAUCGAGGGCCAGCUGGAAAAAUCUGAGGGGGCGUUGAGACAGGACUUUGCCAAGCUGAGAACACUCACAAUGGUAGUGGUUGAAGAGAGGAAGAACAUGGCUGAGCGACUCAGGCAGACAGAGGAGAAACUCCAGGAGAAGAAGGAUGGGAAACGGCAGGCUGAGAGUGACAGCGUGUCAACAGCCACAGAGAAACUCAUUGAGGAGAGCCGCAAGGCACUGAGGUCUAAAGCAGAGCUUGAGGAGAGGAUUCAGAGUGUGGCCAAAGAGCGGGACGAGCUGCGGGUGAGGCUGAGGRCAGAGGAGGAUAGGAGUGGGGAUCUGCAAAGCAAAGUUAGCGCCAUGAAAAAAAGGAUUCUGAUCUUGGAGGUCAAAAAGGGGGAGUUAUGUCGAGAAGUCAAGAGCCCCCUGCUGGACAACACUAACCACGGCUACCAACAGGAAGACAACAAAGUCAAAGAACUCACCCAGGAGGUAGAUAGACUGAGGAGGAGACUCAUGCAGAAGGGAGUGAUAGAGGGAGAGCUGAUGAAGGCAGAGGAGGACUUUGAGUCUUUGGAGAGGAAGUGCUCCAAGGAGCAGGAGACAGCCAGAGCUCUGGCAGUGGAGCUGGAGGAGUCCAGGAGGGAGCUCUCCAAGUACCAGCUGGCUGAGAAGAAGGAGAACAACCAGGAGCACCUCCUCCUCAGGCGACUCCAGGAGGAGCAAGUCAAGUCUGUCCUCCUCAAAAGGGAGGUGGAGGCACUUAAGGAGAAGGUCCAGAGGCUGAUGGGGACAGAGGAGUCCAUCUGUCGGGUGCAGAUGGACAGCUCCACCCUGCAGAAGAGGCUGACCCAGCAGGAGGUCAGGAACAGGGAGCUGGCCAGGGAGAUGGAGGGACUGACCCAUGAGCUGGAGAGGUACCGGCGAUUCAGCAAGAGCCUCCGGCCUGGCAUGACUGGCCGAUGCUUCUCAGACCUCCACCUGUGCACCAAGGAGGUGCAGACGGAGCCCGCAGACACCCUGCCACCUGACUACAGGAGCCUGGCUCCGCUGGCGCUCAGCUGUAAACUGUAUGAGGAGAUCGAUGGAGAGGACCCAAAUCAAAAGGAGGAUCGUGUCAUCAACAAGUGCAACUCACCUCCGCUGAACAACAUUGAAAGCUUGAACCACCAAAACAAUCAUGUGAGGCGAUUCAGCAUACCUUCACCCAACGGCAAGGACAAUCACCAUCCCAUUAACUGCAAAGUGUUAAACGGUAACUUUUUCCAGAAAGGAGAUGUGAUGCUUGCACACACCCAAGGGAAGCCCUUACACAUCAGGGUAACGCCAGACCAUGGCCUCAACACGGCCAUGCUGGAUAUCAGUAGAGUCACCACUGACAAUGCCUUAUYCUACACCAGCACCGCCAUCAUCCCCACCAGCGGAGCCCCACCAAAACAGAGAAUCACCAUCAUCCCAAAUGCUGCCAUCUCACCAGUGGCCAGAACAAAGAGCGCCCCACUACCAGAAGGGUUUGGCAGCCCAGACAGAGUCCUCUCCCCUCUCACCAUGACACCCGUCUCAGUCAUGUCCCCAGAUUCCUCCAGGUCAGUGUCACCUGACCACACUGGCUCUCCCAUCCAGAUGCUAACAGUCAGCACUGGAUCGCUUGAAUCCACUAAGGUCAUAGGUCAAGCCGUAUUCCGGGUGAGCCCGGAGAAGCAGAAUGGCUGGCAGCUACAGAGGUCCAACAGCACUGGUCCGAGCAUCAUCACCACAGAGGACAACAAGAUCCACAUCCACCUUGGGAGCCCCUACAUCCAGUCUUUUAAUGGUAUAACCCAGAGCCAGUCUGGUGGCCCGUACCACACCCCCGGCCGGGAGCUAAGGACACCAGUACUGACCAAUGGCUGCCACGUCAAAGGCAACAGCAAGAUCACCAGUAGCAUCACCAUAGCCCCUGCAAACACCCCUGUCUCACGACCCUCACACAUUACAGUAAGUGGCCCUUAUGAUUGAAAUGCCCACCCCCAUCCAUCCCCUAGUGACAGAUUAUUUACCCAAUCCUGAGUCCCUUUCACCACAAAACCAACAGAGAAUCAGCUCAAACCAGCCUAUGUCUGAACGGCCACAUCAUCCUAAUAAUAACAAGUGUGUGAUUCCAUCAGUGUGUGCAUGAAAAAGCACUUAUCAAACACAUAUCUAAUCCUAUCUGGACUUGGUCUGCACUCACUGUACAUUACUAUAAUUACAUUACUAUAAUGUGUGCAUUACAUUUUUAAACAUUAAAAACAAUUUGGUUUA
Messenger RNA from Salvelinus sp. IW2-2015, 3394 nucleotides. Its product is annotated as filamin A-interacting protein 1-like. Lineage: Eukaryota; Metazoa; Chordata; Actinopteri; Salmoniformes; Salmonidae. The record is from RefSeq and is a predicted model, not a curated record.